Messenger RNA from Electrophorus electricus (electric eel), 3683 nucleotides. RefSeq lists its product as uncharacterized. NCBI's taxonomy places the organism in Eukaryota, Metazoa, Chordata, Actinopteri, Gymnotiformes, Gymnotidae. Gene Ontology annotation, cellular component: membrane. The record is from RefSeq and is a predicted model, not a curated record.
CUUGGCUAGAGGACUUGUCCUUGACUCCAGACGUAAUUUUUCCGCGUCCCGUUGCGGAGUUGGAAGUUGCAAUCAAUAAGUGCGGCUAUGAAGACCGUUAUGUCGCAGGCACGGUUGAGUUUAUAUCGGUCCUGUGUUAUAUUUGGGGUUAUUUUGUUCCUAUGUGGUGUGCAUACUGCAUACUGCAUGCCUUAUUUUCAGCUUUGCUAUUUGAGACACUGCCGGUGUUCUUGGCCUACCCCUCCCAUCUUAUCGCGUAGUCGAGCAGCUAUGUACCUAUUACACAUACGAAAGCUGUGCAACCUGAGCACUAACAUGCAUCACAGCUACUAUACUGUAUUUAUUUCUUUAAAUAAAUACAAGAUAAGGUUCAUGUCUCUCUGAUACGGCUUCUCAUACUGGCGUCAAACAACAUCCUCCUCCUCAAUGCGGUAAUCCCGGGGACGGAACCUUUUGGAUAACUUAUAUUACGUUACAUCUGCGGCCGAAGAGCAGUAGGCAAGUCCCACCAAGAAUUCUACAGUUUGCAUUGCACUGCUCUUUGAUACCUGCCUAUAGUAUGGGGAUUGAAAGUCAGGGACCCGUCCGCCUUAUAGGAAAACUGACCCCUGUACAGGUGAAGAUAUUCCAGAAGGUGGAGCCAAAGGCUCUGGGGUCAGUCCAGAUCAUCAUUGCUGUUCUGUGCCUCUGCCUGAGCGUCUGCAUUCUUCAGAUCCGUGACGAGAUACACUUCAGUCCAGACCUCAUCGUGGUAGUUGUGAUUGUGGUGCAGCUGCUUGGAUCUGGGUCCAUCCUGAUCCAUGCUGGGAGGUUCCCUUCUCUUUUCUGGGUGAAAACGACUCUGGUGGUCCACCUGGUGAGUGCUGCCUUCAGCACAGCUGCACUGGGCCUCCUGUCUCGCCACCUGCCGUACCGUCAGGACUCAUACCACUGCGAACACUGCAGGAGGCUGGAGGUCUACACUGUGCAACAAUAUUGUUACAGGCAGUGCACUUAUACGGUCGAAAGAACCAGUAAACGCUUGAUUGAUGGCUUGUUGGCCACUUUAGUGCUGUUCCUGGUGGUUGAGUUGGCGGUCUGCAUAGUGACUAUUCUUUUCGGGCUUGCAGUUCUGGCUAAAGGUGGUCUGCAGUUACCUGGAGUAGGCCAGCGGGUGGUGCCUCCUCCAGCUCCAUCCCAGCAGGUCGUCCCAACAUCCCCAGUCCAGGAAGCCCAUGUAGCCACAGCACCUCAACAGGUGAAGGUGGCGGUCAGAGAGCCUGAGUCUGAACCAGUAGAAGAAGUCCCGACCCCACCAACUGAACCUCAGGUGGAGCCUAUCGACUCUAUAGCAGAGAUCUGAUCCUGAGUCGUAUGACUUCCUUCCUGACCUAUUGCAAAGAAGACUACGGGAUCAGAAUGUUUCACUGUGGGGGGUUGCAAUUCAGGCCAAUGAAAAGUCUUUAUCAGAGAGGUGAAUCAGGCAGGUUGUUUGUCAUUACACCUAACAAAGCACUGUCUGCUAUUGAGGGCACAAAACAAAUGGACUCCAUUCAGCUCAUAACUAUCAGGCCUUCAGUGGAUCUGGAAACAUCUCUUGCCCAGAAUACCAUCAGAAUAAAUCGUAACUGUUUAAGUUUAUGUUUAAGCCCAGAAAUUAAUUACAGGCGUUAAUUACAAGUGUUAAUUACAGGUUUUAAUUAUAGGUGUUAAUUACAGGCGUUAAUUACAGGCAUUGUCUUGCUAACUAAGAAAUGGCAUAAAAUUUCAGCAUAAUUCACUCAUUGAGAAAUUAAUAACAUCUUGCAAACUCGUGCAAAAUGAUCCAUUCUAGUCACCAAAUCUGGUUUCUUUACAAUGUUUGUGAACGAAACUAAAGGCUUGGACAUCUGCACCCAGAGCAAUUUUAUUUGUUAUCCAAACGACCAGUGAGACUGCAUGGAUCUUCUCAGUUUUUAUACAUAAUGUUUCUAAUAUUAAAAUGGUGAAAAUCUGUAAAUAUCAGUUUUUCUUACAAUUUUUUCCUCAGAGCACUCUAAAUGUAGUAGUUUAUGAUGAAAAUGGCAGUAAUGUGUCAAAAUCCUUUCACUUUCUAUUGAGUAAAAUAAAAUCUACUCAUCAUACUAAGUGCUAUAAAACAACUGCAUUAUCAUGGAUACCUUUCUUUUACUUAUAAAUACGAACACUUGCUGCACAUGGUGAUAUCACUUCCCCUGAUGCUUCCUCAGAAAAACAAUAAAAACAAAUACCUGGGUGUUGUCUUGAAUUUGUAAACAGUGUCGUAUGCAGCAACUUUGGGCAUAAUGUUUGUUUCCAUAUAAUACAAUCUUCAAAGUUGAAAUUUUAUCUAGAUUGAAUAGCUAGUUGAGUGAAUUAGGAGCAGUAGAUUUGUGAUAAAAGGGUGAUGUGUUCAUAUAAGUAUGUAUCCAAAAGGUUAGCAAACAAAUAAUUACCACAGAAAAGUUUUGAAUUUUGCUCAAUAGAAUGUGUACUGUGCUUUGUGGGUGUGGAUUUGCCACAUCGCUGCCAUUAUUAUACGCUUAAACAAACUGUAGGCUAAAACCCUGUCAUAAAUCUAUCAUAGAAAAUUUUGAGCUAAGACACCAAGCAUAGUUGGUGUAAUAACUACCUUUGAGGAUUAUAAGUACUUCGGACCUUCUUUUAUAGACUUUUCAACAAUUAAAUGAAUUCUAAUUUCUCUAGAAUGAUGCAUUUGUCACCAUACCAGUCUUACUGACAUUGUUUAUUUCUCAAUGAGAGCUUUAUGCAGAAAUGACAAACAAACAAAAACUUAGAGGGCGCUCCAGGUGGGGCUCAGUAUUGCAGAACUGUUGGAGUCCUGAACUGCAAUUCCAGACAGUGAUCCCUGAACACGAAGGAACUCUGUACACUAUAAUGUCCACUACACUAUUAAAUAUUGGUAAAUAUUGUAAAAUAUAUUACUUUUCCCCCCUGUAAUCUUAAUCUAAUGAUUUUGUUAUAUAAUAUUCAGGUGUGGCUAGACAUUUGACUCUCACACUGUAAUCUAUAGCAGAGGUAUUAAAAUCAUAACCUUGAACCCAAAUCCGGUAGUGGAUUUUGUAAUCCCUUGUAGUUGGUUAAAUGAUUAAUGUAACUUGGGGAGUCUGUCAUCACAGCUGACACCUAGGUAAAGAGAAGGUGAAACAUUUGUAAGACCCGGAUCUUGAGGACUGUUAUUUGAAUACCUCUGAUGUAUAGUCACCUACACAAUAGUCUAUGGUCACUUGUGCUCUAGAGGGAAGGUAUUGGGAACAUUGCAAUGUAACCAGUGCUAAAAUAUCAGCCCCUGUGCCCUCCAACUGUAUUCACAGGAAGGUUCCUCUAAGAAGGUUCCUUGUAAUGCCCAGUUUCAUAUCAAUCUGCUUUCUAGAGCACUGCUUCUUAGCAACAAACAAUAAAGUCUUGUGUGUAAAAAUGUAGGAACAAAGGCUGCAGGACCUGUUUUUAAUCAUCCCGUAACUGCACCAUGCCAUCAUGUGUGUUUGCAGGUCUGUUUUUUUUGCACUCCUUUCAUGCUAGUGUUAUUUUAGCUGUUACACUUCUGGUUUGCACUAGAUGGCGGCAGAUGAAAUUGAAGCAAAAAGUGAUGCUGAGUUGAUGUUAUUGAUUCUUCUGUAAUGAUAUAUGUAGGUGUGUAACAGACUCAUAAAGUACUCUGUGAGAUGUGCAGAGGUGAAUUGUGA